CCCGGCUCGGAGCCCCGGACUCGCGCCCGCCUGCGCGCCCGCCCGCUCCCUUCCCCUCCCCCCGCCCCGAGCCCCCCGACGCCGCCGCCGCCUCCUUCGAGCGGGGCCCAGGCCCAGCCGCUGCCACCGCUGCCGCCGCCGAGCUCCGCCGCCGCCGCCGCCGAGCACCAUGGGAGACGCCGGGAGCGAGCGCAGCAAAGCGCCCAGUCUGCCGCCUCGCUGUCCCUGCGGCUUCUGGGGGUCCAGCAAGACUAUGAACCUCUGUUCCAAAUGCUUUGCUGAUUUUCAAAAGAAACAACCAGACGAUGAUUCCACUCCAAGUACAAGUAACAGCCAAUCAGAUUUGUUUUCCGAAGAGACCACCAGUGACAACAACAAUACCUCGAUAACCACGCCAACUCUUAGUCCUAGCCAGCAGCCGCUUCCGACAGAGCUGAAUGUAACUUCACCAAGUAAAGAGGAGUGUGGGCCAUGCACAGACACAGCUCAUGUCUCGUUAAUCACACCAACCAAAAGAUCCUGUGGUGCAGAUUCACAGUCUGAGAAUGAGGCUUCGCCAGUGAAACGGCCACGACUACUGGAGAACACGGAACGAUCCGAGGAGACCAGCCGGUCUAAACAGAAAAGUCGACGUCGGUGCUUCCAGUGCCAAACCAAACUGGAGCUGGUGCAGCAGGAACUGGGAUCUUGCCGCUGCGGUUACGUGUUCUGUAUGUUGCAUCGCCUCCCUGAGCAGCAUGACUGCACGUUUGACCACAUGGGCCGUGGCAGAGAGGAAGCCAUCCUGAAAAUGGUGAAACUGGACCGGAAAGUGGGGCGCUCUUGCCAGCGCAUCGGGGAGGGGUGCUCCUGAAGGCCGGCUCGGCCACCACGUGACGCUGUUCUUAGUUCACUAAUGUUAGCCUUAUUUAGGACAAAGUCAGCCAGACACCUUGUACUGGGCACGCGUCAGACUACAGCCAGUCCGUUUCCUUUCCUUAGCCAGCCAUCCUGGUACUGUAGUUUAGGGGUUGAUGGUGGUUGAAAUUGAUUUCUGGCUGGUUACUAAGGUGCCUGCUAGCCAUUGUAUAAAAUUAAAACAUGAAGAAUAUUUUUUUUGAGCAUGGCUAGUGGAUUUAAAACCACACAUACCUGUCACUGCUGGAGUCAAACUUAAAAAAGCCUUAAGUGGAAAGCGUUCCAGAUGGAGACUCUGAGUCACUAGAGGAGAAGCUGGUGUUCAAGUCCCCACGACGCACGUGGCUUUGCCGGAAGCUCUGGUUAGCGUCUGGCCUUCACCUCUCCACUGUCCUUAGUCCCGGUAGCCAGGCCCCCUGACGGCCAGACGUGCCUGGGCCGCAGGCAGCUGCUGAGAUCGGCCCGUGGCUGGGCUGGGGGUGGCCUCGCUCUCCCACUGAGCAGGAAACGGGGGUGGGGGCAGGUUCUUAAAUUUUUUUACCUGAACUAAUAUGAAAAAACUCAUCACACGAGACGAGAAACAAUAACCUCACUUUGAAAAUUAGCUCCACUCAAGACUAGCCCACGAACAAGAACCACCUUUUCUACACAGGCCCCCCCGGUCACAAGAAGCGACCGGGCGCCCUGACCCCACAGCUGUGGCCUGCCGUCCGCCGAGUGCCGGGGUCCGGCCCUGAUCGAAUCCGGCUGACUGCAGCACGGCAGCUGUGCCGACAGACUGGCCUGUGCAGCUGGGUUUUUAAAGAUGUUUCUUAGCCACGGGGACUGAUAGCUGUGCUGGGAGCUGCCCGCAGCCCCGUCCCGUGCACCAGGAUCAUCCUCACCCCUCAGGUCCGUGCGGCCCCGCGGUCCACAGGCCGCCAGCCCGCUCUGCCACGCGGAGGCUCGUUCGAGGGGGCAGCGCCCGUCGCCGGGACAGAGGUGGGUCUGUCUAGAGCGUGGUUCGUGGGCGGGCGGGGAGGGCGUGUGGCUCAGCGCGCGCCUCUCCGGAGGGCAGAGGGGCGGAGUGGAGGCGGUAGCUCAGGCCAGGUGGGGACGGCCUGUUUGGCCCCUGUUAGGAAGUCCUCACCAGUCCAGUGGGUGGGGGGUAGGAGGGAAGAGGGGCCCUUGAGAGCCUGAGCAGGGGUCUGGAUGCCCCAAGCCACAUCCGACCUAGGCCGUUUGGAGCUGCCCACGCACAGGCUACGGGAGAGUUGAACCCAGCAACUUAACCCUUUCCUGCCACAACAAAUGGUCACUCAGCUCUGUCCACAAAUAAACAGUAAAUACCUGCAACUACAGAUGUUUUUGGUCCAAAAAACUGAAAUAAGAGAUCAUGCUCUUCCCCCCGCCCCCAACGCACCCCCUUCCAACCAGAGUGGAAUCCGCUGCAAAAUCUCCAGCCUUAAUUCUUGCUUCAGGACCCAGACUGAGGUCUUGCUCUCGGGCAGCCAAGGGCUGAGAGGCCAGGCCUGCCCGCGUUUACCACUGUUGUCAAGCCACGGCCCUCUGGCCAGUACCUGGCCAUCCUCAGCGAUGUGGCCCGCCUCGGCGCCCCGCCAAGCUCCGAUCACGAAGCGGCCACCAGGCGCCCUCCGGGUCCUGCUGCUGCUGCAGCCCCGGGCCGCGGGCUCUGGGGAGCCGGCCGCACACAGGGCUCUCGGCCCCUGGUCGCUUCCUGAUGGCAGAGUGGGGGGUGGGGAGGGCUUGUUCCCCUGCAGUAUCUGUUCUGUGAAGUUUGUUAAAUGUAAGGAAAGCUUAAAUUCUUGUAUCUUUAAAAGAGAAAAUCUUAUUUAACCCUUUUGUGUUCUAGAUUUACUUACACACAUAGCCUAGAGCCCAGUUUUAGUUUUAACAUUGUGAAAAUAUUAAAAGAAUCUUGUAACUUUAUUCUUUUUUCUCCUGCUGAAAAAAAAAAAUUAAACCAAUCGUAUGACA
Molecule: messenger RNA, 2874 nt
Organism: Odocoileus virginianus texanus
Lineage: Eukaryota; Metazoa; Chordata; Mammalia; Artiodactyla; Cervidae
Gene: ZFAND3
Product: zinc finger AN1-type containing 3
Molecular function (GO): zinc ion binding; DNA binding
Source: RefSeq, a predicted model, not a curated record